UACCCCCAAAAGGAACUAGAGGAAGCAAGGAGACACUUCAGGGAAAACCCCCAAGUGAGGCCUUUGAUUAAAGCAGAAUUUGCUUAUAUAAAUGAUGAGGAUAAUGACCCACAUAUUACAACUAAAGAGAUACCAUACACUCCCACUGAAUUGGCCAAAAUGAAAUGAGAAUAUGGGCGCCUUCCCAAAGAAUCCGAAACAGAGUAUGUGUGGCAUGUAUCUUUAACUGGAGGGGACCAUAUUCAGUUAAAUGAAAGGGAAGCUAGUGGUUACUGGGGCCACGGUGUCUUUUUAACAACAGGGGAUAGACGUGCCCCAUGGUCCCUAACCCAGCGGGCUGCCUAUUGGGCCGGAGGGCUGAACCCCUUAGACAGGGGAGAUCCCCUAGCAAUCACAGGCACAGCUGAUCAAUUGCUAGAAAGUGUGCACAAAGCAGCCUGCCUGCAGAUGAUACAUGAAAGGAAGUUAGUUCCCGGAUGUGAAUCCCCAAUGAUGUUGCCGGUGAAUCCUGAAAUCAUGACUCCUUUGAUAAGGGGACUCCCAGAAUCACUCAAAUCCACCGGGAUUGUUCUCCAAAGGACCAUAGCAUCUUUAGACGCUGUAGAAAAGUUGGAGAGCUCUACUAAAGGUAAAGGAGAUGAAAUUGAUGUUGGCACAGGUUCACCUCUCAAUUAUGGCUCGUCUCCUUCCCACUCAAAGCAUAAAAGGAUCUGGACAUGGGGAGAUGUAGCACAAGAAUUGAUAGAUUAUAGCAGAAAAUAUGGUCCUGUGAGAACCUUGGAGGAGAAAUCUAAAGGAAUCCAUCAAGUGGGAGCUAAAAAUCUACCUCUGCCUGUUAGUAAAACUGUAACCGCUCUCACUGACCCCGCCACUGUUGCUGACUACUCCUACUCUAAAACUGGGGGAGGAGGAAGACAGCCCCUGACUCGACAACAAUGGUGGGCCUUGGGAAUUAAAAAGGGAGUUCCCAGAGAUGUGAUGGAUGGUUUACCCCUUAAUAAACUGAGUAAACUGAUAUCAAAAUGGUAUGUCCCUAAUAUGGCUGAACUGGUAAUAACAAUUCAGGAGAAAGCUCAUCCGAUCAUGGCAACCAUAGAUGUUAAAGAUAUGUUUUUCAUGAUACCUUUGCGACCAGAAGACAGAGAUCGCUUUGCUUUUACUUGGGAGGGACAACAAUUUACCUUUACCCGGCUGCCUCAGGGAUACAAACACUCCCCUACACUAGCUCACCACGCUUUGGCCCAAGAACUGGAGAAAAUACCAAAAGCCGACGGCAUAGCUGUCUAUCAGUAUAUUGAUGAUGUUCUCGUGGGUGGAGAUAAAGAAAAGGAGGUGGAGGCAACUCAACAGAACAUAAUCUCUCAUUUGGAGAACUUGGGAUUUUACUCCCGCGGCUUUAAGGAUGCUGAGAAGAGAUAUACUGCCUGGGAGAAAGGUUUGUUUGUGGUUAGCAUGGCUCUCAUAGAAGUGGAAAAAAUUACACGUCAGCAACCAAUCGUGCUAAGAGGCCCAUUCAAAGUUAUAAAAGCAGUCACUAACGGGACCCCCCCUCCUGACGGGGUGGCCCAGAGAGCCUCGGUACGAAAGUGGUAUGCCCAGAUUGAACACUAUUGUAACCUUUUCUCAGUGACUGAAGGAGCUUUAAAAAACUUAGCUAUCCAAGAAACAGGAAGCCUGGACGGCAGCCAAGACAAACCUAUCUCAGCUAUUCGGGUAGCCCCUCCUUUCUCCCACGAUCAGUCAGUGAAUGCUUGGUUUACCGACGCUUCUGCAAAGCGAGAAGGAAAAGUGUGGAAAUACCGGGCAGUAGCCCUCCACACUACUACUAAUGAACAGAUAAUAACAGAGGGAGAAGGGAGUGCCCAGUGUUUAAAGGAUGUACUGAAUGGCUCCCUUUUUGGGAGCAAAAUGAAUGGGAGGUUAACAGAAUUCCAGUGUGGCAAAAGGACAAGUGGCAAGAAAUUCUGA
Messenger RNA from Harpia harpyja (harpy eagle), 1968 nucleotides. RefSeq lists its product as uncharacterized. The record is from RefSeq and is a predicted model, not a curated record. NCBI's taxonomy places the organism in Eukaryota, Metazoa, Chordata, Aves, Accipitriformes, Accipitridae. The transcript is spliced from 4 exons. The annotation marks the transcript as partial.